Trichechus manatus latirostris (Florida manatee) is the source of this 4756-nucleotide messenger RNA. Its product is annotated as torsin-1A-interacting protein 2. NCBI's taxonomy places the organism in Eukaryota, Metazoa, Chordata, Mammalia, Sirenia, Trichechidae. The record is from RefSeq and is a predicted model, not a curated record. The transcript has a single exon. The coding region runs from base 271 to 666 and encodes 131 amino acids.
UGCUGCUUGUAAGUGACUGAUAACAUUAUUGACUGCAUCGGGUCCCUGAGUUCAGAGACUUGAGUUACAAUUGAGUGAAAAAUAGACGACGAAAUCAAAGAAUUGCAUAGAGCUGCAAGCCGAAUUUAAUUCUCUCCCAAGUUAAUGUGGGUUGGACUGAGAAAUUGCUAAACCAAACCUGUAAUAGGACUGGUUGUUUGGGUGUCUCUCUUUGCCAUUGUUGCCUCUUGCUGUUACAUUGCUUCCUCUGUGUUGUCUUUCUAGGCCCAGAUGUUCUCAGAUAAUUCACAUUGCCCUGACUGUGGACAACAGUGGUUCCCUAGUUUAGAACUAGGCCAUUGGUUGUACCAGACCGAACUUGUUGAAAAUGAAUGUUACCAAGUCUUCUUAGACCGUAUUAACAGAGCUGAUUAUUGCCCUGAGUGUUAUCCUGAUAAUCCUACUAAUAGAAGCCUUGUUCUUCCUUGGUCUUUCCCACUUGAGUGGGCUCCCCAAAAUCUCACCAGGUGGACCUUUGAAAAAGCUUGCCACCCGUUUCUUCUGGGUCCACCCCUGGUUAGAAAAAGAAUACAUGAAUCCAGAGUAGCAGGUUUUAACCCUGCAUUACAGUUAGUCUUGACCAGCACAGACAAAACCUUAAACAAAAAACUUGACCAAAGCAAAUAACUUCAUAAAUAAUCAAAGUCAUGGAGACUGUAGAGGGUUUUGUGCUAGUACCCCAAGGGAGAUGGAAAAAUAACUCAUUUCUGAAUAUGACCCGCACUGUUACUACUUUGGAUCUGCUUCCGUGGCGUAGGCAUAUUUAGUUCAGCAUGAAUUAAGUCAGUAUUCCAGCCAGACUGUUUAUCUAGAACCAAACUAAUACUGCUCCCUAUAUAUGAUGUUUUGGAACUAGCCUACCCCCUCCUAAAGGUUCCACAGCCUAAUUAUUGACAUGUGACAAGUUAGUUCUAGAGGAGAGGCUCCAUAGAGGUAUUUCUAACUUUUGUGGGAGAGCAUCCUCACGUAGCUGGAUCUUAGACUAUUUAAGUAAAACAACUAGACAUUUUACACUUUAAUAAGAAGCUACGUUCUAAAUUCAGCAUAUAUUGAUCGGUGAUGAUGAUGAUAUAUAUGUACACACAUACACACACCAUUUAUUCAUGUAUUCCCUGUAUUCAUCAUUGUCUCUGUUUGGCCCAUCUUCACUGUGCCUGUGACAUUGAUUACUGGUCAUUGUCAGAGACGUCACAUUCUAUCAGGCAACACCUACACAGUUUACACAAAAACAUGCAGAAACUUACUUGGCUCUUCAUAAGCAAAGACUAUCCUGUCUUUGCGGUGACUAGACUUACAUUACCCUCCCCCUGGAAGGGAAAAGUACCUGUACUCUAAAAUAUGUCAUAGGAAGAGUCCUCAGGCCUAUGUAUAUAUAUAUUAUGAACAGUCUAGGGGAACCAUCUGUCUUAGAACUAAGAGGGUCUUGCUAGACUUUGGCCACUUUCUGGCCUUCAUUUGUUAAUGAGAAUCAUGGAACUAGAAUGGGGGUUAAGCAAAUUAGAAAAGGCUAUUGAAAACAUCUCAUAGGUCACUGAACAGUUUAAAAAGUAAAUGGUUAGGUAACAGCUCAACAAUGUUAUCAAGGACCCAGGUUCUUUUCUCUUCUUUUCCUCUGGGAUCCUUAUCAUGUUGGCUUUUUUUUGUUUUUCUCAUGAGUAUAAUAAUAUGGCUUGUUGCUGCUUCAGACAUUUCAAUCCCAAUGAAUGGCUGGAAUUAGGGGGCAAAAGGCUUUCUCCUUUCAAGUGUUUUGUCCCUGUAUUUGGGAAGAAAAUCUCAAAAUCCCUAGCAGAUUUCUUUGUACAUCUCAUUAGUCAGUACUGGUUUACAAGGGAGCCUGGGAAAGCCUGGCAGAAGGGGGCGCGGGGUUAACAUUGCCUGCGUAGGGCAUAUUGCCUCUCAUAAUAAAACCAGAAGAUAGAAGUGGGGAAUGAAUGGCUAUUGGUAUGCGACAAAUCAUACCUGGCACAUGUUGUGAAACCUAAGUUAUCUGUUAGUCUGUAUGAAGAAUGUACCCUAUAGAUCCUUCCUAUAUCUACUUUAUCAUGGUGGAGGUUCUCUCUUGUUAUAUUGCUGAAUAAACUGUAUGGACUACUAAAUUGAGUGAAGACUAGUUAGUUUAUCGUUGAUCCUUGGUUAAGAAUUCUUUCAGCAGCCUAAAGCUCUUCCUAAAAAAUUAAAAUUUACUUUGAAAUAGUGCGUUUGAGGAUGGUAUUAUGAACAAUAUUCUCGUCCCCUUAAAAUUCUCAGGUAUUAAAGAAUGCUUGUCCUACAGGGACAUAUUAUUACUAAGAAACACUUUGUGUGUGUGACAUUUUAAAUAUCAGCAAAAUCAAUGAAAGGUUUUUCGUUUUUGUUUUAACCAUUCUCUCUCUUAAAUUAUAAAGACAAAUGAGGAAGGAUCUACACCAAAUUUAAUAUGCCUAAGAAAUACCGGGGAGGGAUUAUUAAAAAUGUAAAUUUCUUGGUCUGCCAUUGAAGUUUUGAUUCCUUAGGCUGCUCAUGGGGCCCAGAAAUCUGCAUUUUAUAAUAGCACAUCUGGAGAGUCUUACAGGAGGUGGUCUAUGGACUAUAUUGUCAGAAACACAACAGUAGCACAUCCAGGCUGUUUAAUUAUCUAGCUUCAAAAAGGAUGUGUGCUGAGUAUUCAUAACACUGCAAGGUAGUAAUAGUUAUUGUACUUUACUUUGCUAAUGACAAAAAGAUUCGUAUUGUCAAACUAAAGGUCACUGUUGAUAUUUCAGGUUAUAACUCAAAUUUUUUUCCAUUAAAAUAAACAGGACUGUUACAUAGCUGUCCUCACAAACCAUUCUGUUUGGUGUCAUAAGCUGUGUGAGUAUAUGGGCAUGAUAAAUUAAAAUAUUAAUUUUUAUAUUCACAAGGGUACUUCACCUUCAGACAUCAUUACAUUAUCACAUACCUGUUAUAUCAUCAGCUUUCAGAAAUCAGCAUCGUGUGGUAGAGCUCAUAAAAUUGAGCAAGGAAGAACGUUUAGGGAGCUUUGUAGCUUUUCAGCUUAGGUUUUUUUAGUAUGACUUCACUUGGUUUAAAAUAUUGCAGAUUAUUCUAGAAUAGUGCACUUCAUAGUUGGUAUGAAUAAUGAAUUUUAUUGAAAUACGAGUAUUUUGCUAAAAUUAAAUUUACUGGCAAGUGACUUGGGGGAUUAUCCAGCACUUUAGAUUGUCUGAGCCAUAUUAGUCUCUACUUCCAUAGUGUGGCCAUUUCUACAAUGACCUUUAUGACUAAUACCUGUUAUUUUUUGGAGAGCUGGGAGUGAAAGGAUUAAUGGAACCAUGCUGGGGCAAACUGUGAAGAAAAUACAUACACCAAAGAGGUGGCUGUCAUGGGAUGUGACUGGAUUAAGAUUCAUCUCUAAGUUAUAGGAGAAGGAAGCCCAGGCAGGCAGGCAGACAAAAAAGAAUUACGUGACAUCCAAAGAGUAUGUGCCAAUCAAUAUGUUACAGCUAUCCAUAAAAGUGAGGUUAGCCAUACCCAUUCCAUCUCCCCAGUCUCCCCGGCGGCCCUUGAGUCUCCAUGGAAUCUUGGAAACACAGCUUGAAAACUGCUAGUUACAGAGGAAAAAUAAUGGUCUUAAAGUCAGCUGACCUAGGUUUGUGUCCCAGUUCUGACACUAUUAAAUGACCUUGGGCAUUUUAACCUCUGUAUCAGUUUCUUCAUUUGUGAAACCUACCUCAUACAGUUGUGGGGUUUGAAUGGGAUAACAUAUACCAAGCGUAUGGCACAUGGUAAGUCUUUAGGAGUGGAAACGGUACAGGGGAACAAGGCAGAACUAGAACUAGGGAAUAAGUUUUAGAACAAGGAAUAAAAGCCAAUUGCUGCAUUACCGAAAACUUAAAUCCUUCAGAUGAAGGACUGGAUUGGUUUUGGGACUGGGGUUGAGCUUGUCGUUGCUAGUCAGAUGGUCUUAGGUAUAAAAAUUGAGAGAUCUGGAGGGGUGGAUGACCCAAGGCAGAUCCUUGUCACAUUUUUUGGCUAAUUUAUAAUCAUAAUCGUAAAACAGUUACAUCUAUUAUAUCACCUGAGAAUUUCCACAAAACUGAAAUAGGCAGAUUCAGAAAAGUUGAAGGAUCUGUGCAUGCACCCAGGUCAUAUGUGUUAGAGUCACAAUUCGAGCCUAGAUUCAAGCACUCCAGACUUACGGGGCUUUGUAGUAUGUUUAUUGUAAUUAUGAAUGUUAAGUUAAAUAGACUGCCUGCACUCAAAUCCUGACUUUGCCACUUACUAGUUGUAUAUUCUUGGGAAAGAUUCUUAAUCUAUCUAUGUCUGUUUCCUCAUCUGUAAAACAGUAGGAAUAUUAGUAGUCCAUACCUCGUAGAUUGUUGUGAGAAUUCAAUGAGUUAAUACAUAAAGAGCUUUGAACGCUGCUUGGCCCAGAGAAGGCAUUCAAUAAAUUUUUAUUGUUGUGUAUGUUCUAUGUGUUUUUUGUCUCCAAAGCAUGCUUGCAUAUCAUUUAAGGGCUACAAUAUCUUUUUAUCCCUAGAGCCUAAAAUGGCAUCAUAGACUAAAAUAAAAGAUUGUUUAAAAAAAAAAAAAAAAGACAAACUGACUUAUUGAAUCCUGACUACCAUACAUUUAUCAUGAUGGCUUUUUUAUAUCUAAACUACCAUCCUGGAAUGACUGAUUCUCUUUUGUUUUCUUCUUAGCUGCUAAACUAAUUUCCUCUCUUCCUUUUUUUUUUUUUUUUAAUCUUAGUGUUGCA